Phytophthora nicotianae INRA-310 is the source of this 444-nucleotide messenger RNA. RefSeq lists its product as hypothetical. Lineage: Eukaryota; Oomycota; Peronosporomycetes; Peronosporales; Peronosporaceae. The coding region runs from base 1 to 444 and encodes 147 amino acids. The transcript has a single exon. The record is from RefSeq and is a predicted model, not a curated record.
AUGCCGAGUAGCACAACGCCUUCGAAGGCGCGAGGGGUCAAGUACAAGCCUGUCAAGGACAAGGUGUUGUGUGAAGCGUGGUUGUCCGUGAGCUGCGACCCAAUAAAUGGCAUCUAUCAAUCCGGCGACGACUUCUACAACAAGGGUAAGGAGGCUUUUGACACAGAACUCGCUCGCCUGAAGUCGACCGUUGCCGAACGCCCCGUAUCCUUACUCAAUUCUCGAUUCCAAACGAUUUCUCAAGCUGUUUCAAAGUUCGUCGCCUGUCAUGAGAAGGUCCUCAGAGUCUGCCAAAGCGGGCGAUCCCCGUCCGACCAAGAACGUGAUGCAGUGGCAUUGUAUGAGUCCAUUCCUAAGAACGGUUCAUUUAAAUUCCUACAGUGUUGGCACAUUUUGCGCGACUCUGAAAAAUGGGGGGCUUGGCGCACCUCCAAUGAAAAGUGA